Molecule: messenger RNA, 393 nt
Organism: Prorocentrum cordatum
Lineage: Eukaryota; Dinophyceae; Prorocentrales; Prorocentraceae
Source: the annotation of a GenBank genome assembly
AUGAACAUGUACCUGGACACCCCUCUUCCGUUCGGCUACGUGCACCUAAUAACGUUGUUGGUCAACGUCCAGAAUUUGGUCAUGGCACUGAAGUCCGGCUUCGUCUUUGCGCAGCAUUUCGCCUUGGCGCAGCAUUUCGCCAUGGCUCAGCAGGUCGUCACGUUGGGCGUUGUGGUGGCCGUGUACCAGGGCAUUCUGCAGAUAGCGUGCGUGAUUGCUAACCCUUUCGGCGACAACAUCUUGAACUUUCCUAUCGCUGGGUACAUGAACUUCAUGGCAAAGACGGUGGACGCUAUGUCUCGCGCCCAGAACGAGUGCCCAGUGGUGGCCGAGAACGGCAGGCUGCACCACCCGAAGGCCGAGGGCCUGGACUCCACCAGGCCGGCACGGUAG